CACAUUUAUAACAAUGGCUUUCCAGCAGCGACUACGUGGACGACAAGCUCAUGCCCCUGGCGCGACUUACCUGACUUACACACCAAACGGGAAGAAACUCAUCACAGCUGGAGUCGACAAUUACUGUCGUAUUUUCACCACUGGGUCCGACGAUGAGCCUGUGACUGUGGAUGACUGCCAGGAGAGCAACACAGCCGUGGUUGCUGGCAAUGGCUUCUUCAUUACUGGUUCUGAGGAUGGUACAGUGAGCAAGUACUCACUGGAGGGCAACAAGUUCGAAGAAAUACUCGUCAGGACUACACUACCUGUCCGAGAUGUAGCUCUCAGUCCAGAUGGGAACUGGAUUGCGGUUGCGAGCGAUGAGCUCGUAGUCAAUGUCGUAAGCACAAAAGACAUGACGAAGAUACGGACGCUACGCGACCAGCCUCGAGCCGUGAAGCAUGUCUCUUUCGACAAAUCUGGAGGCCAGCUUGCCGUAUCCUGCACCGACGGCAACAUCUAUAUGUACAACUUGGACGAGGGCGAGCCUGAGAUGGUAAAACGAGUGGACGGCAUGAUAAAGAGCCUGGAAGCAGACGCAGAGUCCAGCUCGAGGGUGCUGUGGCAUCCAGACGGCCGGGCGUUCGCUACGCCCACGGCACUUCGAGAUGUGCAGGUCAUGUCAACGAGCGACUGGGAACGCCAACGCGUCUUCAAGACUGGACAUGCUUCUGACAUUACGGCCGCGGCCUGGUCACCAAAUGGAGCCCUUCUAGCGACUACAUCUGGCGAUCUGAACCUCUGCCUGUGGGAUACCAAGACACAAAAAGUGCUGAAGAAGUACGACGACAUCAAGGCGACUAUUCUGGCCAUGGCAUGGCAUCCCACAGAAAACAUCCUCUCCUAUACCAACAACGAGGGCGAGCUGUUCAUCCACACAGACUUCGUACCCGAGGAACAUAUCCCGCUGCUAGAGAAAUCUACCGUUUCAGCACCUUUCUUCCACGAUCCUGCAGAAGGCCGGGCUGGUGCUCCUAAUCUCGCAGGUGGAGCGACGACUGUCCUUCCAGAACGACGACCACGGCAAAGAGACGGAACGCCUGAUUCUCUUGAUGAUUUGCUUGGCCCGGAUUUCAGGGACGACGAAGCAGACGAAAAUGGCGACGAGGAUAUGAACGAUUUCGUGGUCGACGACGACGGUGCUGGCUAUGCACCUGCUCUCAAUGGCCACGGCAAGCGUCCAAACAACCAUCCUACCAACGGCCUCGAACCUGCCUCCAAACGACGUGCUCCCUUCAGCUCUGCGCUCUUCCGCCCUCAAGUCCACGAGCCCUUCCAACCCGGUAGUACACCCUGGCGCGGAAACCGCCGUCUCUUGUGCUGCUCGUUGACAGGGCACAUCGAGACCGUCUCCCAAGAAGGAAGACACCACACCGUGAGCGUAGCCUUCUACGACGAACAAACAUUCCGCCCCUUCCACUUCACCGACGUCUUCCUCUACGACAAGGCUUGUCUUAACGAAAACGGCGCACUCUUCGCCUGCCAACCAAACAGCACUGGCGACGGAAACCAAGCAAUGAUAUACUACCGGCCACACGAGACAUGGACCUCUCGAACCGACUGGCGCACCAACCUGCCCACAGGCGAAUCCGUAACCGCAGUCGCACUCUCAGACUCCUACAUCUGCGUAACCACGUCAGCAAACUACGUGCGCAUCUACUCCCUCUUCGGCCUCCCGAUCCGCGUAUACCGGCAAAAGUCCUCCCCAGCAGUAACAUGCGCAGCAUGGCGCGACUACAUCCUCACCAUCGGCAACGGGCCCAUGCAAGCCGACGGCUCAACCCAACUGCUCUACACCAUCGAAAACAUCAAACACGACACCAUCUACCAAGACGCUGACAUCCUCGCCCUCCCCCCAAACACAACCCUCACCUCCGUCUUCUUCAGCGCAGAAGGUGACCCCUACAUCUACGACACCGCCGGCGUCCUCACCACCCUCCUCGGCUGGCGCUCAGCAGGCCAGGCCCGCUGGACCCCCAUGCUCGACACAACCCAGCUCUCGCGCCUCGCCACCGGCGGGAAGCAAGAAUCCUACUGGCCCGUCGGCGUCGCCCGCGACUCCGACUCAGCCAUGAAAUUCCACUGCAUGAUCAUCAAGGGCAGGGAAAUGUACCCCUCCGCCCCCGUCCCGCACCUCAGCGACUUCGGCCUCGAGAUCCCGCUAUCCAGCGCAGUCGACAGGCGCAAGACAUCCGCCGCAGAGCGAAACGCAGACGCCAUGUCCGACGACGACGACGAUGACGCGGACGCCACGACAAAGAAACCAGAAUCCAAACAGCAGGAACACGAGCAGGCGUUUAUUCUCUCGUCAACGCUACAUUCGCAGUUGGCGUCUACGCUGGCGCAUACGCGCCCGUCGCUGGCGCAGAAACAGGACCUCGCUACGCUGGAGGUCGCGGUUGAUCGCGCGCUGCUGCAGCUUCUGGGGUUGGAGUGCUUGGCUGGCGAGGAUCAUGGGAUGAAGGCGUUGGAGAUUGUCGGGUUGAUGAGGGAUGCGAAUGGGAAGAUGCUGGAUCUUGCGGGUAAGGUUGCGAAUCGCUAUGGGAGGGAGGUGUUGGCGGAGAAGAUUGGGGAGUUGGCGGAGCGGAGAGCCGCUGGGCGGGAUGCUGAUGGGGAUGAGGAGUAUUAGGGGAUGAGGAGUAUUAGAGGUGUCAUGUCAUGUAGAUGUUGGCGCUUGGAUGUAAUGCGUUGGAUAGCUUAUCAGCAUAGCGGGUGUCACAUUCAAUGGUAU
Dothidotthia symphoricarpi CBS 119687 is the source of this 2770-nucleotide messenger RNA. Its product is annotated as WD40 repeat-like protein. Gene Ontology annotation, molecular function: protein binding; chromatin binding. The record is from RefSeq and is a predicted model, not a curated record. Gene Ontology annotation, cellular component: nuclear replication fork. The coding region runs from base 14 to 2668 and encodes 884 amino acids. The transcript is spliced from 4 exons. Gene Ontology annotation, biological process: mitotic cell cycle; DNA repair; DNA-templated DNA replication. NCBI's taxonomy places the organism in Eukaryota, Fungi, Ascomycota, Dothideomycetes, Pleosporales, Dothidotthiaceae.